Messenger RNA from Populus trichocarpa (black cottonwood), 1126 nucleotides. RefSeq lists its product as uncharacterized. NCBI's taxonomy places the organism in Eukaryota, Viridiplantae, Streptophyta, Magnoliopsida, Malpighiales, Salicaceae. Bases 178 to 963 code for a protein of 261 amino acids. The record is from RefSeq and is a predicted model, not a curated record. The transcript is spliced from 4 exons.
UUUGUUCUUCUCAACCAAGCUUUUGUUAUUGUUUUUUUCUCUCAGUAUUCACCUUUAUGAAUUACUCAUAUCAUUUGCAUCACCACUUCCCGGAUUGGAAGCAAUUCCACUAGCAUAUGCAUCGUUAGGAAAGAUUUUCUUUCCCACAGGCAAUAGCAAAACCAUAAAUUGAUAACAAUGCCUGUUUUCAACUUUUCCCUGAAGAGAAACGUACACUUAGAGAAUUUCUUUAACAGCAUCACUGUAAGGAAUAAAUAUGGAGCAAUGGCGGCGACGGCAACUGUAAUUUUUGCCAGCGUUUACAUCGGAUGGGCUUAUGCAAAACGUUCAUGUAAGAAGCAAAAAAAGAAGGUUCACGCUGUGUUUACAAGAUCGAUGUCUGUAGGGGUUCUCCAUGGAGGGAAACUGGCCUUGGAUAGAGUGAUUGAUUAUCAUCGUGCUCGAGCAGAUGAAGCGUCACUUAAAUCAGCUGAAAAUGAGUUACAGGAUUUACUGAUAGAAGAACAUCCUGAUUUCGUAAAGCUACAGAGCACUGUUGCAAGGCUGGAAAUGAGUGGAAAAGAAGCAGUUGCGGUGGGAAUACUGGAAACACAACUGAAAAGUGCUCGAAAGGAAGGGAAAUCACAUGUAGCUUAUGAGAUUGAAAUGUUGCUUGUCGAAAUGCACAUCUACCAGGGAGAAUUCAAGAAGGCUUUAGCCUGCGAAUGCCUGAGUCAUGAAGAAAUUUCUGACGCAAGACGUCCUCUAUAUAAGGCCAUCAUUUAUAUAAUGUUAGAAGACCCCGGGAAAGAAGCCAUGAAUUGUUGGGAAAAAUUCAUAGACAUUCGAAUUCGCUUCGAGUCUCCAAGUUCACACCAAAGCCAGCUCAACGAAGCCGUUACCAAUUUCAAUGAGUUUGAGAAAGCAGUCAAGUUGCUUAGAAAUGAUAUCCAGGAGGCCCACGGGAAGCAAAUUAAGCCCUGAAGUCCAAAGAAAUCGUACAUCUUACCUAUAUAUGCUCAACUUCUUGUUAUUCUUCCAUUUUAUUUUAUUUUUUACCUUUUUUAAGGUUUGUUUGGCAUAUUGUGCGGUGAUAUCGGAUUGUUUCAAUGACACUUGAGAUUUUCAACUUCACAUCCUUAAUUUA